Molecule: messenger RNA, 507 nt
Organism: Cooperia oncophora
Lineage: Eukaryota; Metazoa; Nematoda; Chromadorea; Rhabditida; Trichostrongylidae
Source: the annotation of a GenBank genome assembly
AUGUCGUCUACUAAUAUGCGCUUUGGUGUAGUCGCGCGAGAGAAUGACGAAAAGAACCCGCCCCCUCAACCUCUAUCCCCUCCCACACCCCUCGUAGACCACCCAAUCGUGUCACCCCACCAUCUUCACAUCCUCGUUUACUACGUAUCGUCGUCGACCGCCUCCACAUGUUUCUAUUUGCCGAAUAUUAAUUUAAAAGGCGGUACAUAUGAUGAAUUCGAUGCCAGUGAUAUUACUCAAUGUUGUAUACAAUGCGCUAGUCAACCCUGUUGUGCUGGCUAUACCUAUUCAAAAGCGCUAAAAAGGUGUUUUAUGAAGUCAUCGAUCAACUAUUCUGAACAAGAAGAUAUGAUGAUUAGUGGCAUUCGAGCAAAUGCUAACGGAGGUGUGGGAGCGAAAAUGAAAAAUGUUAAAAUUGAAGGAAGUGGCGGAAGUCGAAUUACACUCGAAAACUCUGAUGAGUGUCAACAAUACUGUACAGCAGUGAAAAUCAUUUUAAAUCGAUAA